GGCAUUGGACUGGAGCUGCUCACCAACCAGCAUGUACAGACCGAUGUGCCGUUGUUACUCUGACAACGAUGUCGCCUUAUCCUCGAUGCUCUCGAGCAGCUUCUGACCGAGGCUGUGAACCGUGCAGCUUUGCUUUUUGGUCGAGCAUAUGAUCAGUAGUCCAUAUAGCGAGGGUCUAAAGCGACGUGCUUUGUCCGGCACGCGGACCAAUCGCCAUCAGCCAUCAUGCCCUUCCCCAAGACCGGAGGCUGUUUUUUCUCUCGUCGAGGCUAGCCGGCAUGUGUUUGCGAGCGCCGUAAUUUAGACGCUUUCCGAAGUGUCCGCCUCCUUCCACGACAUUUCCCCGCCAGAUCUUUUCGCUCUCCAUCGUGCCCUUCGCUGUGGACAACGCCUCUCAUCUGACAAUCCUCACGUUCCCUUACGCUUCUAAGCAGCAGCAGAAACACCACGACUUUUCGCUGUUCCAACUUACGUCGUUAGUUCAUCUCGUGGGAUAUUACAUUAAGCCGUGCACAUUAGUUAUAUAAGGCACAUGCCUCGCGCGGAACCGGUCGCAUCAGGAUUUGACUUCUCAAAUCUCCCCACGGUUUCCCCAGGACCAACAGUUGCAAAGGAUGGGGUUAAGAAUAAACGCAAACAGACAUUGUUGAGCUUGCUGGACGCGCUGCACGAGUUGAGCAAGGAUAGUGACCUUGCUAUCACGGGGAACAAUCAACAACCUAGCUUCGAAGACGACAGAGAUGUCCCUACCGUCGACGAGCACCUGCAGAAAGUUGGUGCUGAAGCUUUCAACAAAUUCGAGAGACGCAUCAUCAGUCUCGAUAAAGAGCUCAGAAACUUCGCCAAUGCAGCUCGACAGCUAGGCAGCUCCGUCGGCAUUCUCUCGUCCUCGUUUCACUUACGGGAGCGGCUCGCUCAGAUCCUCUUUCUCUUCCGCGAGAAUGCUGCAGAUCUGUUUCCGAGGAAGGUUCAAAGGCAGCCGCACGAGAACGUCAUGAACCCUAAUAUCCGACCGCGUCGAAAGGCGAAGAGCGUUCAUACCACGAGCCCUACAAUUCUUGACGAUAUCGACGCCGAGGAUUUUCCGGAUCAGCUGCAGGGACUAGCGGAAGAUGUCAUCACUUUCCUAGACUGUCUGAACGAAUUUCCAGAGUUCACAGACGAAGGUGUAAAUUCGUCGAUUAUAUCUUUAGAGGGAGAUUUAAAGUACUGGGCUUCUUGUCUGAGGGCCUAUGAAGGUCAAUUCAAAUAUCCCGCGGUACAACGCUACCUGCACGACCUCACGUCGGAAAUGGGCGAGCAUCUAGAUAGCAUUACCUCCUCAUUAUACAUUUUCAUUGAGAUCGGUGUACCAACCAUUCGCUUCGCGCAGAAGCAUGCUGCGGCAAACCUGCUCAAUUUAUCCACCGUAGCGACAUUCUUCAGCGCCGUCACCGCGACAACGAUGCAGUUCUCGUUUGACAUGACCGACGGUCCUUUGCAGAACAGCGUAAAUGGCUUCUGGUUCACGUCGCUGGUAUUCAGCAUUGGAGCUGCAGUCAAUAGCCUUUUGGGUUUGACCUGGAAGCAGGCUAUGUACCGAUCGCCAGGCCACCGCGUUCCGUGGUGGGUCCUCAUCUGGAUCAAGAGAUCACCCCUCGUGUUUUUGGUACUGUCUGUCGCAUGUUUCUCUAUGGGUCUCGUCCUGUUCGCCUAUUCGUCAGGACAACACCGGGUCACGUCGACAGUUACUACCGUCUUUUCAGCUUGCAGCUGUUUUGGCCUUGUGGCCGUAUCGUGCUGGUUCGCCUCGGAGCGGAUCAUCUAUACGCGACAUAAGGGCGAGAAGUGGCUUGCAGACGUGCUAUCUGAGACCAAAGUCCAGAUGCAUAGGCUUCCCGGCGUCGCUUGGGUCCUUACCGAACCGCAAAAUGCAGCGCGGAAGGUCGCAUUCUGGAGUCGCAGGCGCUAUCACGAUGCAUCUGACUACGUGAGCGGGUUCGUGAACUUGCUCUCGGGUUGGAUCAACCGGCUCAGGCGCCGGACGAACGACCUCGAGUCCGCAGACGACAGCGAACACAAGUCACCCAUUUCGCGCCACUCCAUGAGCCCAGAGCCUAUGUCUCCCAGACCCCACCGUCCAUCUGACGCGACUGCAACGGUGCUUACUCCUAUCUCGGAACGCGCACCCUCCACUGUUGACGGCCUCGACGACCCUACAGUAGUAAACGACAAUGGCGCGACGCCGCUUAACAGUCCCGCCUCAGCGAGCCCCGCGCGCAGACGGUUCACAGACGUUGUGCGUUCAGUGAUGAUGCUGCGCAGUGCGUCAAACAUGACGGCGACGGCGACGGCGAGUCGGAAGCGGACGCUAUCGAAGGAGAACGGCAAGCACGGCAAGCCCGCAGAACCGCCGGGCGUGCUCAAGAAGUCGCGCGUCGCGCGCCUAAUACCCCGCCUGAAGCAGAUGGAGGCGUGGCUCGACUUCAGCCCACACCAAGCGCUUGUGCGCCACCUCCAGUUUUCGCCCAGUGGGCGGUACCUCGCAACUUCGAGUUGGGAUCGCACGUCGGUCAUCUUUAAGAUUGGAGAGGAUAUCGCUGUACCGGAUGUCGUUGCGCCGCACAGAACUCUGGCGCAUCCUCAGGGCUUCGUCGGCCAGGUCGCGUGGUCGCCGAAUGGACAACAGCUACUCACGAAGAUGAACCGGGGGAUCAAGGUCUGGACUGAGGACGGCGUGUGCAAGAGGACGAUCGAUCGCAGGCAGAAUGUACAGUCCAUCGCUUGGCUGCCAAGCGGAGACGCCUUCUUAUCAGUCGAGGGUGGGUACGUCACGAAACUGGAUACGAAUGGCAAUAUUUUGGAUCAAUACCAUCUGGAGCGCAUGAUUUUGCAUGACGUUGCCGUUACUAUGAACACUCAGCGAAUGUUGUGCGUUGGAACAUUGACUGCUUCGUCUGAUGGCUUGCAGCCCAAGAAGAGCCGAGCCGAGAAGCAGAUCAUCGUAUACAACCUGGAGAAGAACGAGAUCGAGAACCGUGUCCCUGUCCUCCAUGAGGUCCGCGAUAUAACGAUGGCUCGCGUGGGUGACGUAGCGUUGGUCAGCUAUGAGAAUAAGGCACCCCCACAGCUCUGGAAACUCGAUUACAUCAAAGAUGCUGCUCGUCUGUCACUUCGACAUACGUACAUGCCUAAGGUUACCGUCGAUUUUGCGGGUCCUAGCUACUUCGGAGGCAAGGAUGAUGAGCUGGUACUGUGCGCUGGAAAAGCGGGCGAUAUUCACAUCUGGGACCGAGAAUCUGCGACCCUACUGCAUCAUAUCCGUCCACAGGCGCUCGGCGGGGGCGACCUGACCUGCAUCGCUUGGAACCCCUCGGCAGACCCAUUCAUGUUCGCGACAGGCACGCACGAUGGCGGAGUGCACCUUUGGACAAUACCGCCUGAAGGCCGCGACGGCCUACGCAUGCUCGAUGAUGCUCAGAGUCGCGCAAGCACGCACCCGACGCCGACGCCACGCACUGCCUCACCAAACAUCUUUGAAAACGAACUCCGCAUGGAGAGCCCCUCGUCGGCGCAGGAUGGACUGCUGUCGCCGCAUUCGCUUGCCGUGCGAUCUAGGUCGAGCUCAAGGGAACGAGAACGAGAACGAGAACCGAAGGUAGUGUUCCAUCUGACGAACUCGCCAUGACCUUCCCGGUCGCAACUGGAUGACAGACAGAACGACUGACCAGACGAUCGACUCUCUCGAUGACCAUACGAUAGAAAGAGCCCGGCCUACCAGUGACUCAUAAGUGCAUGUACCAUACUAAUACUCAGCAACUUCUCUCUGUAGGACCUCUUGCACGCAUUUCGUCGCAUUUUGUACACUAAUUACAAUCAUACUUCGUUAACGCUUAGACAAGUGUACAUGCGUGCAAGAGCGUCGAUGCAAGAUAUGCGCCCGCUGUGAUUGUUUCCCGGUGAUGCCGAGUCGGGGGAUGCGCCCACACGCCCUCGCCGAGAGUACGUUUGUUUUUUACGUCGUGAUUACGGAAUUGCGGAGAGCGGCAUGAGGAAAGAAUGUCGCCUGUUCUCCCGUAAGGCUGUGGAGGCAGUCAGGGAUGGUAUUGCGCGAGUACUUGCCUCCCGUGUUCAGAUCGCCAAGCUGAAAUGCCAGCCGGGGCAAAUCCCUGAGUACUAGUACUCUGCUUUGGUCACAAAUGUUGAAACCUUAUUGACGCGUAGCCUGUAGAGCGCGGUUUCUCUCCGUUCCUAAUCCGGCGGUUGAGUCAACUUCUGCGCCAAGAUCUGCGU
Molecule: messenger RNA, 4272 nt
Organism: Phanerochaete carnosa HHB-10118-sp
Lineage: Eukaryota; Fungi; Basidiomycota; Agaricomycetes; Polyporales; Phanerochaetaceae
Exons: 15
Coding region: 533-3667 (1044 amino acids)
Biological process (GO): proteasome-mediated ubiquitin-dependent protein catabolic process
Cellular component (GO): GID complex
Molecular function (GO): protein binding
Source: RefSeq, a predicted model, not a curated record